This is a messenger RNA of Malus domestica (apple), 3039 nucleotides long. Its product is annotated as probable helicase MAGATAMA 3. The record is from RefSeq and is a predicted model, not a curated record. NCBI's taxonomy places the organism in Eukaryota, Viridiplantae, Streptophyta, Magnoliopsida, Rosales, Rosaceae. Gene Ontology annotation, molecular function: helicase activity.
CCUGUACACUACUAGUCUUGGUCAAGUUACUUGCUAAGAAAAAUAUUUCAGUACAUACUUUAAAUAAAAAAGAGGGCCAUGCUAAUUGAAGCCAUUGGCUUCAUCAGUAUUCCUUAAACUCGAGUCAUUGCGAAUAUCAUCCGAAGAUCGAUCUAUUUGUACGUAAUGGAUCGUCAGGACGAGAGUAAUAAGUUGAACAAUUAUGGAUUUGCGGCAGGUCGAGGCUUAAUCAAUGUCGUAUUCUCUUGGUCACCUAAGGAUGUUCUCAAUGCAAAGCUUUACGAAAAUAAGGUGACAAAGAUUCCUGAGACAUUUUCUACCACGACGAGUUACAUGAAAUCUUUCAUUCCUUCACUUGUUGAGGAAACACAUGCUGAUCUACUAUCAAGCAUGACAAAUCUAUCUAAGGCGCCUACUUGCGAAAUUCGGACUGUUACAGCUUCUGAGAAACAUGGACCUCCUAAAAUUCGGAUUGUUACAGCUUCUGAGAAUCAUGGACCUCCUAAAGACUUGUUUUAUGAUGUUACUUGUGUAGGAACGUAUGUGCCACAGGUUGGAGAUCUCAUUGCCUUGACUGAUAUUAAACCAAAAUGCGUUGAUGAUUUGAACAGGUCCAGAAAUUCGUAUCUCAUUGCGUAUGUUCAUCAAAUUAGAGACAAUAAUCUCUCAAUACUCUCGUCAAAGCAUAUAGAUACAAGAGGAUACACUUAUGCUGCGGGAAAGAGGGAAACAAUGCUUGCUGUCUAUUUGAUGAACAUGACAACAAAUAUUCGUGUAUGGAAAGCCUUGAAUUCAGAUGACGCAAACACAAAUCUAAUUAAGACUCUGUUGCAACUGCAACCCAGUUCAUCACAUGGUGGGAGUUCAUGUACAAUUUGCUUUUCUAAAGAAAAGCGCUUCGUUUCCCUUUCGACUAAAUGGCCAGAAAUGUGGUGUGAUCUAAAUGAAUCCCAAAAAGCUGCAGUUCUAAACUCCAUCAGUUUGAGUAAAUGCCAACACCAAAAUUCCAUCAAUCUAAUAUGGGGCCCUCCUGGGACUGGGAAAACGAAGACAGUCGGCAUCUCACUCUUUGCCCUCUAUAAGUUCAAGUGCAGAACACUAACAUGUGCCCCAACCAAUAUCGCUGUGUUAGAAGUUACAGAUCGACUCGUGAAGUUGGUUAACCAGUCUCUCAAGUAUGAUAAAUAUGGGCUUGGGGACAUAAUUCUAUUCGGGAAUGGUGAGCGAAUGAAGAUUGGUAGUUAUAAUGAUCUUUUUGAGGUAUUUCUUGAUAGGCGUAUUAGUAUUCUGACCAAGUGUUUUUCCCCUUCGAGUGGAUGGAAUCAUUGGUUAGAAUUGAUGAUAAGUUUACUUGAGAAUCCAGAGAAGCAGUAUUCAUUGUACAUAAAGGAAAAACAGAAGCAUGACGAGCAACAUAAAGAAAGUGAAAGCAGCAACUCAACAAGCGAUGAUAAGAAUGAUUUUCUGACGUUCGAGGAGUUUGUGAAGGACAGGUUUGAUUUCAUUGGUGAGCUUUUGAAAGUUUGUAUGGUAAAUUUGUACACUCACUUGCCAACAUCUUGCAUUUCACUUGAGGUGGUGAAAGACAUGAUCAGAGUUGCAGGGUUGCUUAAGUCGAUUCAAUCUAUAUUUAGUUGUGCUGGUGUUGCUAAUGAGCAGUUAAAAUUACUUCAAGAAGAUUGCACUCGUACUCUCAAGUCACUUCGUGCGUUUGCUGUUCCAAAUUCGAAUGAUGCACAAACAAUAAGAAAUUUGUGCCUGGCAAAGGCUUGCCUAAUAUUUUGUACCGCAUCAAGCUCUGCCAGACUGCAUACAGAAGGAAUGGUGCCCCUGGAAUUGUUAGUCAUUGAUGAAGCUGCUCAGCUUAAAGAAUGUGAGUCAACUAUUCCAUUACAACUACCAGGUCUUCGCCAUGCUAUUCUCAUAGGAGAUGAGAGGCAACUCCCUGCAAUUGUUAAAAGCCAGAUCUCCGAGAAGGCUGAAUUUGGAAGAAGUUUGUUUGAAAGACUUGUACUGUUGGGACACAAGAAGCACCUUCUCAAUGUCCAGUACAGGAUGCAUCCUUCAAUCAGCUUGUUUCCGAAAAUGGAGUUUUACGACAAUCAGAUAUUAAAUGGUCCAAAUGUCAAUGAAGUGAGCUACAACAAGCGCUUCCUUGAUGGAAAAAUGUUCGGAUCCUACUCAUUUAUAAACAUAGCAAAUGGGAAAGAAGAACGUGAUCGCGGGAGUAGUCUGAAAAACGUGGCUGAGGUUGCUGUGGUUUAUGAGAUAGUUUCUAGCCUUUACAAAGAAUUCACUCGCACAAAAAUGAAGGUUAGUGUUGGGGUAAUAUCACCUUACACAGCUCAAGUUAAUGCAAUUCAAGAGAGAGUCAAAGAGUAUAGUGAAGUUCCGUCUGGCUCAGACUUCUCCGUAAGUGUGCGAUCUGUUGAUGGAUUCCAAGGUGGUGAAGAGGAUUUGAUAAUUAUAUCCACUGUCAGAUGUAAUGGAAAGGGCUCUGUGGGAUUCCUCUCCAAUCGUCAACGAGCAAAUGUGGUUCUAACACGCGCAAGGCAUUGUCUUUGGAUACUGGGGCACGAAUCGACCUUGAUUAACAGUAACUCAAUUUGGAAGAAGCUAAUUCUAGACGCGAAGAAACGAGAAUGUUUUUUUAAUGCGGAUGAGGAUGAGAAGUUGGCUCAGGCUAUUUCCGCAGCCCAAUCGAGUUGCGAUGAAGAUGAUCCAAUCGAGCACCUUGCAAGACCAUUUUCUUCACUCAGACUGACUGAUCGGACAGCUGAAACAUCAACUCCAACUUACAGGAAUAAUUUUCGGCGCGGAGUUAGGUCCAGUAAAGUGAUAAGGUGAUGACUUAAGAGUGCAUAGCAGUUGCAGCAGGUGUUGUGCGUAGCUCCAGGAUGGAAGUUGUAGCCAUUACACAUCGUGCGAUUUGGGAUGAUCAUCGUCUUUCUCGGAUGUAAAAUAGUAGAACUUUAUAUUUUAUCUUUCGUCGCUUGAUGUUGCAAUUCAACGAACGAAACAGUUAUUUUUCGAGUUUCA